Molecule: messenger RNA, 2841 nt
Organism: Effrenium voratum
Lineage: Eukaryota; Dinophyceae; Suessiales; Symbiodiniaceae
Source: the annotation of a GenBank genome assembly
AUGCGCGAGGCGAUCUGCAUUCACAUCGGCCAGGGCGGCGUGCAGAUUGGCAACGCCUGCUGGGAGCUCUUCUGCUUGGAGCACGGCAUCCAGCCUGAUGGCCAGAUGCCCUCGGAUAAGACCAUCGGCGGCGGUGAUGACGCAUUCAACACCUUCUUCAGCGAGACUGGAGCGGGCAAGCACGUGCCCCGUUGCGUGAUGGUGGAUUUGGAGCCGACGGUCGUGGAUGAGGUUCGCACGGGCACGUACCGCCAGCUCUUCCACCCCGAGCAGCUCAUUUCCGGCAAAGAAGACGCGGCCAACAACUUUGCGCGGGGGCAUUACACAAUCGGCAAAGAAAUCGUGGACUUGGUCUUGGACCGAAUCCGCAAGUUGGCCGAUAACUGCACCGGAUUGCAGGGUUUCUGCGUGUACAAUGCUGUCGGCGGCGGCACAGGAUCCGGCCUGGGCUGUUUGAUGUUGGAGCGCUUGUCCGUGGACUAUGGUAAAAAGAGCAAGAUCUCCUUCACAGUUUGGUCGUGUCCACAGGUGGCAACAGCAGUGGUAGAGCCAUACAACACUGUCCUUUGCGUUCAUUCUCUGCUCGAGCACACGGAUGUGACCAUCAUGUACGACAACGAGGCGUUGUACGACAUUUGCCGCAGGAACUUGGACAUUGAGCGCCCGACCUACACGAACCUCAACAGGUUGAUCGCUCAGAUCAUCAGCUCUUUGACGGCAAGCCUGCGGUUCGAUGGGGCUUUGAACGUGGACAUCACCGAGUUUCAGACAAAUCUUGUCCCUUACCCGCGCAUCCACUUCAUGCUCACCUCCUUCGCUCCCGUGAUCUCGGCAGAGAAGGCAUACCAUGAGCAGCUCUCUGUGGCGGAGAUCACUAUGUCCGUGUUUGAGCCUGCCUCAAUGAUGGUGAAGUGCGAUCCUCGCCACGGCAAGUAUAUGGCUUGCUGUAUGAUGUACCGCGGGGAUGUUGUACCAAAGGACGUGAAUGCGGCGGUUGCCACCAUCAAGACCAAGCGAACCAUCCAGUUUGUGGACUGGUGCCCCACCGGCUUCAAGUGCGGCAUCAACUACCAACCUCCUACAGUGGUGCCUGGUGGUGAUUUGGCCAAGGUCAUGCGUGCGUGCUGUAUGAUUUCCAACAGCACGGCCAUCGCCGAAGUCUUCUCCCGCAUUGACCACAAAUUCGAUCUGAUGUACAGCAAGCGCGCUUUCGUCCACCACUACGUGGGCGAGGGCAUGGAGGAGGGCGAGUUCUCCGAGGCGCGCGAAGACUUGGCGGCUUUGGAGAAGGACUACGAGGAGGUGGGCAUCGAGACGGCCGAAGGGGAGGGCGAAGAGGAAGGCUCCAAGCGCCGGAUCCUCCGCGUCUUGCAGGUGGGCCACAAGGCGGAGGCCUGGGCCCUGGCGCACCACCCGCGCCUGGCGAGCCUCUGCGCCAGCGCGGACCAGCGGGGCGUGGUGCACUUCUGGGACCUGGAGAAGCGGCAGGCGCUGGUGCAGAAGACCUACCGCUCCGACCAGCCAGUGAACUGCCUGGAGUUCAACCCCGAAGGAGACCUGCUGGCGCUGGGGCAAGAUGGCCUGGUGACCUUGCUGGAGUUCCCCUCCAUGCAGAGCGUGUUUCGCCGGAAGGUCUCCUCCGGCGAGAUCCGCGGCAAGGCUGGUGAGCCCAUCAGCAGCCUGGCGUUCUCCAACUUCGCGGAUGGCGAGCAGUCUCGCUACCUGGCCGCGGCUUGUUGGGACCAGAACAUCUACCUCCUCCGCUUGCAGUGGAGGACGAAGCCGGGGCCGAAGCACACCUUGGAGACGCACCGCGAGAUCGUGUACCGGGGCGCCCUCACCGGCAACUCCUCCUCGCCCACCCACGUGAUGUUCACCUCCGACGCGCAGUACCUGGUGUCCAACUCCACGGACCUGGCUAUCCUGGUGUGGAAGACGGGCACCGGGGAGCGGCUCAGCUGCUUGUCCGCGCUGCGGGACAUGAGCUUCGACUGCUGGCGCAACGUGCUGGGCUGGCCGGUGGCUGGGGCGCGAAAACUCGACGCCAUGAGUUUGGUGAAGCUGGAGGUCUGCCAGACUUUGUACCUGCUGAAGGAGGAGCUCGAGCUCCUGAGGCUCCUGCUCUGCCACUGGGAGGCGGGCGCUGCUUCCCACGCGGCCCUGAAGGUGCUGCCGUUUCUGUCGGUGCAGCUGCUGCCGAAGAACCCGCUGGCCGUGGGGAGCGCCCACACCUGCGUGCUCUCGGAGAGAUCGGGGCGGCUGCGGGUCUUCGGCAGCAACAGCCACGGCCAGUGCGCAGUGCCCGACGACGUAACAUCGGACGUCGUCAAAGACGUGGCGGCGGGGCUUCGCCACACCUGCGCCGUGCUGUCGGAUGGGUCGCUGCGGUGCUUCGGGGACAACGGCGCCGGCCAAUGCGAGGUGCCAGCAGACCUGGGCCCGGUGCUGGCGGUCGCGGCGGGGCUCGAGCACACCUGCGCAGUCCGCAGAGAUGGGCGGCUGGUGUGCUUCGGUGGCAACGGCUGUGGCCAGUGCCUGGCGCCCGCUUUGGAUCUCCCCGUGGUGGGCCUGGCUUGCGGCCACCGCCACAGCUGCGCCGUGGAUGUGAGCGGGCGCCUGGUGUGCUUCGGGGACAACCGCCGGGGCCAAUGCGAGGUGCCUGCAGAUCUGGGGCCGGUGACUGCAGUCUGCGCAGGUCGGGACUUCACCUUUGCGGUGAAGCGGAGUGGGGAGCUGGUGUGCUUCGGCCGGCGGAAGCGGGUGCAGACCGUGCCUUACAGCCCCUCGGCAUGGGGCUUGGAUCGUGCAGAAGAGUUUGAUUGCGGCUCCUUACGGCGAUGA